This is a messenger RNA of Dovyalis caffra, 420 nucleotides long. The record is from the annotation of a GenBank genome assembly. Lineage: Eukaryota; Viridiplantae; Streptophyta; Magnoliopsida; Malpighiales; Salicaceae.
AUGAAGAUAAUAAAAGGUAAGGUUCAAAAAUGGGAAUAUAUAGCAGAAGAAGAUGAAGAUGAUGAAGAAGACAGAUUAAGAAGCGUCUUCGGAGAUGUCGGCAAGUUGCCAGGUGGUAUUUCUAACGGCUACUUUGUGGAUUUUGAGCGAAAAAGUUCAUAUCCUUUCACGCGCUUCUUUGAAGGUGUUUUUCACGAUCCAAUCAAAAUGGUGAUUAGUGGGAUUGGUAAGAUAAUGGAAGGGAGGAGGAAAAUUAUGAAAUCUCAAUCGAAAAUGGAGGUGAUGGGAGCACACGAUCAAGAUGGUGGGCGAUCCGUGACAAAAGUUAUGAAAUCUCAAUUGAAAGAGAAAAUGGAAGUGAUGGGAGCACACGAUCAAGAUGGUGGGCAAUCCGUGUGUGCUGAACCAAUGUUAGCAUAG